Molecule: messenger RNA, 3278 nt
Organism: Acanthaster planci (crown-of-thorns starfish)
Lineage: Eukaryota; Metazoa; Echinodermata; Asteroidea; Valvatida; Acanthasteridae
Gene: mocs3
Product: molybdenum cofactor synthesis 3
Biological process (GO): protein urmylation; tRNA wobble position uridine thiolation
Cellular component (GO): cytosol; cytoplasm
Molecular function (GO): adenylyltransferase activity; URM1 activating enzyme activity; thiosulfate-cyanide sulfurtransferase activity
Source: RefSeq, a predicted model, not a curated record
AAUGGCGCUUCCCAUUGGGGCGUGCGUGACUUGCGCACCUGACAAUGCCUAAAGGAAUCGACAUCAGAGGAAAUUAGUGUCCUGGAGCAGAUCAACACUGUGGUACAGUGCAGAUUUUUGCCUAAAUGGAUGUGGAAAAGUUGCAAGCCCAGCUGGAAGAGGCAAGGAAGGAGAUUGAGGUCUUGAAGAAGAGGUUGGUAGAAAACAACAGUGCUACGAGACGCUUGGACAAGGAAGAGAAGCUCAUUGAUGAAUUUUCUUCAAAGAAAGAAUGCUGUGAGGACUCUGCUCCAUUAAGGAAAAAAACGAAAUUGGACAAUGCAAGCAUCGAGCGUUACGGCAGGCAACUUAUUCUACCCGAAAUUGGAGUCAAAGGUCAACUCAGGCUGUGCAAUAGCUCUGCAUUGAUAGUUGGUGCUGGUGGACUCGGAUGCCCUGCUGCUAUUUAUCUAGCAGCUGCAGGGAUAGGCCAGCUAGGCAUUGUUGACUACGAUGCAGUGGAGCUUAAUAAUCUUCAUCGGCAGGUGCUACACACAGAGGCCGGAGUAGGACAACCCAAGUCAGCCUCAGUCUCGUCCAGUGUUUCAAGAUUAAAUUCCUCGGUUUGGUGUGUGCCUUACCACAUGCAGUUGGACAGUAGAAAUGCCAUGGAUGUCAUUAACAAAUAUGACAUAGUGCUGGACUGCACUGAUAACGUUGCAACUCGAUACCUCCUCAAUGAUGCCUGCAUCUUGGGAGGGAAACCACUGGUUUCUGGUAGUGCUCUCAGGUUUGAAGGACAGCUCACUGUGUACAACUAUGAAGGUGGGCCGUGCUACAGGUGUCUGUAUCCCAAACCGCCGCCCCCUGAGACGGUCACAAACUGCUCCUCUGGAGGUGUUCUGGGCGUCGUUCCUGGGAUUAUUGGCUGCUUUCAGGCACUGGAGGCAUUGAAAAUUGCAGUAGGUUUAAAAGCUUCCUUCAGCCAGAAGCUUCUCCUCGUUGAUGCAUUGGAUGGUAGCCUCCGCACCAUCAAGUUGCGUCCCAGACAGCCCAGCUGCAACAUCUGUGGCACACAGCCUUCGGUCACAAGACUUGUUGAUUAUGAAGCAUUCUGUGGAGCAAGUGCUACAGACAAGUGUAUGAGUCUCCAUCUUCUGCCUCCUGACGACAGAAUCGGUGUCCACAGCCUGUCCUCAAUACUCCAAGAGGACGAGCCAGUCAAGUCUUCUGUCUUCCUCGACGUCAGACCAGCAGUGGAAUUCGAGAUCUGCCAUCUGCCUCAUUUCACCAAUAUUCCUAUUGAUGAAGUGGGCAAGUCGGAGCCUCUAGCUCUCAUCAGAAGAGAGGUGGCUAAGAGAACAAAUAGUGGGAGCAAAUCUCAAGUGUUGGUGGUUUGCCGGCAGGGCAACGACUCGCAGAUUGCCGUGAAGAUAUUACAAGAGAAGCUGGGCUCCUCUUCAGCAGUAAUCCGGGACAUUGUAGGGGGACUGGUUGCAUGGACUUGCCACAUUGAUCCCAACUUCCCCAGGUACUGAGAAGGCAGGAUUCCAAACAGCCAUGGUCGCGACGACAUCUAUUGAGGUGGACCGUGCCAUCAAGCGCACCCCAUCCUCUGAGGAUGGAAGGGGGGUUAGAGGCUCAUCAAGUCACUGCUUCUGACCAAGUACAUGACUGUACUGAGUCCUUGAGCAAGCCAUUUCACCCCAAACUGCACUCUGCACAUAGUUUGAGUCAUAUUGGCAGUACACUAGUUUAGCUCCACAUUGGUAUUUGAUGUUAAAACCGAAAUUCAUUUUGUUGUUGGAAUGUCCUUUAUACAGUGACCCUCCUACAGAAUCCUUUUUUCUCAGUUUGCAUGCUUGCUAUGAAUGCUGGUUGUUUGGGAGGACAUUCAGUGAGAUGCCUGCAGUAAUAAACAGGGAGUCCUGGGUUCGAGUCCAGUCCAGGCCACCUCAAGCAGAAUUUCUCUCCGACCAUGCCAACCACAAAUGGUAAAGCACCUAAAUCACUGUCUAGUCCAUCGGAAGUCCCUUUACGAAUCCUGUCACUGGAUCUGUCACAAGACCAGUCACAAGUAACAGGGUGAACAGUAACAAAGGAAUGCUUUGAUCACAAUUCAUUUGAAUGACUUGCGAUUUGGCCCGAGACUGGAUGACUUGUGAUCGACUUGAUACAACAUUACAUUAAAUACUGAAGAGCAGACCACAGUGCCAGUGUUAGGAUUCAUUUCAAUCAGAUACAAAAACGCCAGGAAAUACUGCACUCAUCUGAUAUCCACACAGUACUUGAAAAUUGCACACUGUAAUAAUUUAUUUCAAUAUUCGUCUUUGAGGCACGUACACAUAAAAUACACUUUAUUAUAUCACCUACAGUAGUGGAGUUGGUGUUUUACUUGUGUAAAAUGCAUAUCAAUACACAAUGAAAAUCAAACAUCACUAUUUCAUUUCACACUUAUUUUAAGUACCAUUUCUGUUUGGGAAAAAAGUGAAGCUUCAUUUAAGAUCGUUUCUUUACUGUCGUAGCUUGAAGCAAUGUCAGUUAUCUGCAGCAUCAUAUCUGCCUUGCACUUACUUGUACAUGGUGACAUUCUGUGGUCAUUUAUCAACAUCUUACACACCAUCUGUGGUUGGUUUGCUUUGUGACACGCUCUACGUAAGCCACACACGUCAUAAAGUUAUUAAGUGGAGACUUGGGUUUACUACAUUUACAUGCGUAUGUAGUUAAAAGCUGGACAUUUGUAACUCUCCAAUGACAGUUCAAUGUAAGAGUUGGAAGGUUGAAGUAUGUGAAUAAAAUGUCCAGACAGCACACAGGUUGUCUGAAUAGAAAACACAGUGGGCAACGUUGUCUCGCUGUGUCCAUUUCAAGUACUAAGUAAAGUUAAAUGGUACAGAGCAGGGAGUUACCAGUACAUUCUUUCCAAUUCAACUUGAAGGCAGGCUGAAUAUUGGAUUACAAAACAGGUGCAUUAUCAACAGACUCGACCAAUUGUUAGGUGGGCAUGUUUUGCCCACGAAAUUCUGUUGAAAUGCAUCAGUACAGCUCUAAUAUAACGUACAUGUAUGUCAGGUCAUUGGCGGAGUCGCGCCUUCUCAAAUUGGAUGGUCAAUCAUCUGCAAGUUGGGGACAAGGCUAAGACACAGCCAACAGAUUGUACAUGUAAAUGUUGAAAUCCCUCUACACCCUGUGGAUUGCAGCCGAGAACAAACACCAACCCAAUUACAUGAACUGACUUGGCACCAAAUCUACAAGUUCGUUUUCCACAGCGGUGUUUUCGACAGAGCUCUUUGUUUCUA